Fonsecaea erecta is the source of this 2025-nucleotide messenger RNA. RefSeq lists its product as hypothetical. NCBI's taxonomy places the organism in Eukaryota, Fungi, Ascomycota, Eurotiomycetes, Chaetothyriales, Herpotrichiellaceae. Gene Ontology annotation, biological process: attachment of GPI anchor to protein. The coding region runs from base 1 to 2025 and encodes 674 amino acids. The record is from RefSeq and is a predicted model, not a curated record. The transcript is spliced from 2 exons. Gene Ontology annotation, cellular component: GPI-anchor transamidase complex; membrane.
AUGGGCCUGAUACGCAACCUCGCUUCAAGCCUCCGCAAGGACGACCCCCGACUGCUGCGAAUCCCGCCGUAUUUGUCCCUGCUUUGCAUGCUCAUUGGCAUCUCAUGGCUUCUGCCUUUGCCUUUGCAGGAGUACUCUCGACAGACGUACAUCUCGGAAAACGCGCUCCUUCCUGGCCAGGUGCACACUUAUUUCGGCGGUAGCGAGCAGAACGUUUUCCGCGCAUAUCGAUUCGAAUUGGCAACGGUCCUAGAAAAUGUCGCGGGCAACGAGACCCUGGGGGAAGCGGAGCAGAGACCCCUGGAGGAUGGGACAAGUGAAAAGUUGGAAGAACUCUUCCGGAACGCCGGCUUGAAGACUGCGAAGCAACGAUAUUCUUACACGUCGUCCGGUCGCGUCUACGAGGGAGAGAAUGUCUAUGCCGUUCUGCACGCACCUCGUGGCGACGGAACCGAAGCAAUCGUACUUGUCGCACCGCUCAGAAACAUUGACGGCGUCCCGAACGUGAAUGGUGUGCCGCUCCUCAUCUCCCUGUCGCGUUAUUUCAAACGAUGGUCGCUGUGGUCGAAAGACAUUAUAUUCCUGGUCACCCCGGACAGCACCGCAGGACCGCAAGCAUGGAUCGAUGCGUACCAUUCCACCCAUGACCCAUACAGGGUGCAAGAUCUGUCGUUGAAGUCUGGUGCACUUCAGGCUGCUGUUUGCAUCGAUUAUCCAUUUGAGCAUCGAUUCGAGAAUCUUCAUAUUGCGUACGACGGCAUUAACGGCGCUCUGCCGAACCUCGAUCUAUUCAAUACCGCCGUGUCUAUUGCUUCUGGUCAAAUGGGGAUUGGCACGUCGAUCCAAUUCCAACACACCUACAGCAAGCAUGAGCAGUACAGUUCGUAUCCCGUUCGCCUCCAAACACUCGUCCGCGGCAUGUCAACCCAAGCCCUCGGCCACGCGACUGGUCCCCAUUCUACCUUUAUGACGUAUCACAUUGACGCUAUCACCUUGACAGCGACGAACGAGGGCUGGCAGGAUGAAAUGGCGUUUGGGAGAACGAUCGAAAGCAUGUGUCGAAGUCUUAAUAACCUGCUUGAGAAACUACAUCAGAGCUUCUUCUUUUACCUAUUGAUGCAGUCAAAUCGCUUCGUCAGCAUCGGAACAUAUCUUCCAGGUGCGAUGAUCAUGGCUGCCGCUUAUACGAUUAUGGCAAUCUACCUAUGGGUAUUGAGUGGCUACCAAGUUGCCAACAAAGAAGCAGAGGCGACAGUUAACAAGCUGGAGAAUGGGUCAACAAAGCAGACGAGCGUUUCGAACCCACAAAUUCCAUUGCCCAAAGGAGCUCUGUCAACAAUCGAAUUCAAGCCAGUCGACAGACAACUCGUCCUCCCAAUCGCCCUUCUGACAGCGAUUCAUCUAUCGUCUCUCAUCCCACUAUAUCUCCUGACCACUCUGAGCCUCCGAUCCAUGCCCUCUACAUUUUUCCUCAUAACGGUUGCUCUCCUUGUGCUUCCAAUAGUUCUAGCAUCAGCACUUGCCGAAAUGCCAAACAACACCACGUUACCUGCCUUUUCCGCGCCCACGAAUGAGCAAUACGUCCUAAUCAAGUCACUCAGCCUUUUGCUACUUGGCCUCUUCUUGACAGUGUUGGCGACAUUGAAUUUCAGUCUCAGCAUGUUUCUUGGUAUUGUUUGUAUACCGCUGGUCUUUGUGGAUAGGACUCCCUCCCGUGCCGUACUGUCAUCUCUUCAGUAUCUGGUACUUGUCAUUAUGAGUCCAAUGGGACUGGCAAUAGGAUUGAGCGCAUAUGGCACCUUCGUCUUGGGCCAAGAUGACAUUUUUGUCCAGUGGCUACAACGGCUCGCUCUAGGUUGGAAUAUCUGGGGCAGCUGGGGGGUUCCCGUUGGUGUUUUGUGUAUUUGGUUGCCUGCAUGGGUUGUAGGCGCGACUUUGGUGGCCAGCUCUUGGUUCACAGCGACAGAAGCAGUCAAAAGUACGCCAGACACCGCAAAGAAGGUGUCAUCAAAAACAGCAUCGUGA